AUGACGUCUCCAGCGACCAUCCGCGGCUCGCGAUCGCCUGUCCCCAAGGCCGCCCUGCCGCUCGGCCUCGACGCCUUCUGCUUUCGGCAGUUCGACGCCCCCACCUACGCAGGCACGCGGGUGACGGGCAUUUCGAAGGAGGAUUUUCUCAAAAAGGUCAACGAGAUGGCCGCCAGCGAGGAAGGCCUCGAGUUCGUGGAGGGCUACGCGCCGUUCUGCCGCCACAUCUUCGUGCCGAACUUUGUCGGUGCGCUGCCAGACGCCCUCCCCAUCACGCGUGAAAACGAGCACCUCCUCCGGUCAGGCUACGUAGCAAGGCGCGCUACGGAGCUGCCAGUGCUCACGCGCUGGUUUCCUCUGAGGCACGUGGAGAGUCUGCUCAAACCUGCAAACUUCCUCGAUCUGAUCCUCUACUCGCGCGAGCAGCUAGCGAAGGAAGAGGCCGCGGAGAAGGGCACCGAGCCGGUGAUAGAUCCUGAGGCGCCAGCAUGGUCCAUUAUUUCCGUCAAGGCGCAGGACGAGCCCCACGAACUUCCCAUGGCUCCAAUCACAAUGCUGCGCAACACGUUGAUUGAGGAGGGCGGCAGCGGCGUGCGCCUCGACCGAGAGGCCUACAGGGCGUCUGUGGCGUACUGGGAGCAGCACGCGAUUAUCAUGGACAGAGACUCGUCUCUGUCUUAA
This is a messenger RNA of Besnoitia besnoiti, 681 nucleotides long. RefSeq names its product DUF3228 domain-containing protein. Lineage: Eukaryota; Apicomplexa; Conoidasida; Eucoccidiorida; Sarcocystidae. The transcript is spliced from 7 exons. The coding region runs from base 1 to 681 and encodes 226 amino acids. The record is from RefSeq and is a predicted model, not a curated record.